Molecule: messenger RNA, 2432 nt
Organism: Musca vetustissima
Lineage: Eukaryota; Metazoa; Arthropoda; Insecta; Diptera; Muscidae
Exons: 3
Coding region: 117-2432 (771 amino acids)
Source: RefSeq, a predicted model, not a curated record
AAAACACAUUAGAAAAUUCGAAUACCAAAACGUCUGAAUACAAUUGAUGCAUUAAAUCGAAAAAAUAUGUGGAUGAUUCUGAAGCAACGCAACAUAUUUGUUAAUCUCAUAUUAAAAUGUUGUCAAUGGAAACGCCACAACAUCAGGGCAUCUAUGCUCCAUUGAACCAGGCAAUGUCCGAUUCAGAAUCUGAGGAAGAGAUACAUAAUUCCACAAAACAUCACCAGAUCCGCAGGCAACAAGAAUUGUUCUUACAACAACAACAGCAACAACCACAACAAUUAAAUUUAAAGGCGAAGGGCAGAGUUCCGCCCAACACUUUAAAUUUGCAGCCAAAAUCAUACCAACAAAAUCGUCGUAAGUUGCUAAUUGAACGUCAACGUCAGUUGGAAAGGAAUUUAUACAAUAGCAGCAUGCAGAACACCUAUUUACGAUCAGUUAUGAUGUCGGACGUAGGCAUGCCAUCCGACAGUGGCGGUCCUUGCGAUUCGGGUAAUAACUUUUCCAGUUUUAGCAACGAAUACGACGAGCGCAAUCAAACCGAUGCAGAUAAUGUGGCUAUACUCGGCGGAAAUGGUUGUUCAAAGGAAAUCCAGCUGGAACCGAUGUCGCCGGCAAGACGAUGCUGUUUCAUUGCCUCGCUAUUGUUAUGUGUACUGACCGUAAUUGUCUUUGUAUGGGUAAUACCGUGCAGCGAAGAUGGCGCUUGUCCGGCACCCAUCGAUCGCGUCAAAACACACAACUGGCUAAAUAAUUAUACGAAAAUUGAGCUGAAGGCAGGUGUGAACAUUGUCAAAGGAGUUCGCAGCUGGGAAAACAAUUUAAUAUUUUUGUAUCGUGGUGAUGCCUUCUUCCCGGAAUUCCGGCCGGAUAACUCAAAACGUAACGGUAUUAUUUCGUUAAUUGGAAGUUCGGGAGCCGUAGCAUGGUAUGAUGAAAUGGAAGACGAACCGUUGGCCAUAGAUUGCACGCUACUCGAUGUGGACAAGAACGGCCGGACUGACUGCCUUAUAAUCGAUGAGUAUGGUGAACUGGGGGCAAUAAAUCCUGUGUCUGGACAGUGGCAUUGGCGCUGCAAAGAGCGCUCGCCACACAAAGUUGAUGCCCUGGAUUUCCCCAUAAUAUUGCCUGACUUGGAUCGGGAUGGAGUUUUCGAUAUUUUAUUGGUAACUAGCGUAGCCUCAGAUCGCCAUUCGACGAGAAAAGGUGAUGCCGGAAAUAAAAGUGAGCUGGUUCAACGGAAUUUCCUUAGAAUUCUUUCUGGACGCAGCGGUCAGCCGAUAGGAGAAGGCUUUAAAGUUAUUGAAUGCGAUAUUGUGCGUAAGCUACAAUUAGAAAAUGGCCAAACAGUUUCUUUCAAUUGCAUUCACAACAAGACCGAGGCCCAGCGGUCUAAAACGCUGGCCGAAUUGUUCUCUCUCAUAACAAAUAAAUCGCUUAUGGGACAUAAGCUGGUGCCUGCCUCAAAAAUAUCCCAACACCGCCACUACGGCCAACGAAAAGACAUAGACUCCCAACGCAAUAUUUAUUCACUAAACGGGCGUGAACUUAUCGUGGAAAAUAGGGGCAAAUGUCCCGAAGACUGCAAUGUCACGUUCAUUCUAAGUGAGAAUCGCAAUGGAAAGGCAUACACGGUGCGAAAUUUUACCAGCAGUGGAAUGUACGGCAUGGUUCCCGCUCAGUGGCAUUUUAAGAACACAAAGCCCAACAUGUCGGGAUUUGUAAUGAAGUUUUGGAAAUGGAAAAGUGAAUCAUCAUCAUCAUCAAGUGGUCACACCUCAGCCAACCCACGAGGCAAUGAGACAGCUCAGAAGACUCAAACGGCCAAAAUGAAAUCAAAGUCAACGAAGAGUCCGACCAAAGACAAUACCUCCAAGACUUACAAACAAAAUCAUGUGCAGAGCGAAGAAGACAAUCAACGUCAUAGUGGCCAUCAACGUGAACUGAAGCAUGAUGAGGAGGAGUACGAUGCAUUCGAACACGUUAUACAUAAACGUAGCUCAUUUGAUUUCGAUGUCAUAGCUCCCCGUUCCAAACGCAGUACUUCCACCUCGAAUGCGACGAAUAAAAAAUCAUCGGGUCCAAGUCUGUUAAUGAAUGACUACAAAAUGCAACUGAUUACAGAAUCUGUAAUACUGGUAUUAUUUAUUGGAACAGAAACGCGCAUCGAGAAUACCUCACAAAGUAAUAUAGUUCAGUUCUGUCGCAAUGAUCGAAAAACCGUUGUCUGCCAACCGGAUCUAAAUAAUCAAGAGAACUCAAUGCUUAUUGAAGAUUUGGAUCAGGAUGGUUCUCAGGAGUUGGUGUCGUAUAUGUCAACAUUUGUUCAGGGCAGUGAGGCCUCUCAAGACUGGCGUUUGGUUACAUAUGUACGCCUAUUGAGGCUGCAAUCAGAAUUGCCUGCCUUUUAUGGUGAUGUAAAGAGUAAUUAG